UAGAUCAGUAACCUGCUUGAAAUGUUUUUCUGACUGUGAUACUGUCUGUUGAAAUGUCGUCAGAGUGACAAGGGAGACACAAACUACCUUCUGACAACAUGCAGACGUUAAAAAAUAGGUUUAAUAACAAGAACAAUGUAUUGGAGUGUAGGGUUUGUGAGGAUGUGUUUACGAUUGACGGAAAGAGAGUGCCGCGGUUACUCUACUGUGGGCAUACUGUCUGCCAUGCGUGUUUGUUGAGACUCCCUCUUCAAAAUGACACGAUUCUUUGCCCUUUUGACCGACAGCCGACUCCGGUCGAGACGUCUGGAGUCUGGGGACUCAAGAAGAACUUUGCCCUUCUUGAAUUGCUCGAAAAGCUUGAACUGACUGACAAAGAAUCGCCUGAGGUGGAUAGCGAGGUCGUCAAGAACGAAUCCGAAGGCUGGGUCGGAUGCGACGAAGACGAAGGUCACACUGCUGUCGUGUACUGCUUGGUCUGUCGGUCGCAUCUAUGCGCUCCUUGCUCACUGGCGACUCAUUCGACAAAAACGUUGGCACCGCACAAGCGUGUCCCUUUGAGCGAAAAGCCACGCGAACUUCCGAAAUGCCUCUCACACCCUUGUCACACUGCGGAAUUCGUCUGCCUCAAGGAGGACUGCCGUACACCAGCUGUUUGCUACCUUUGUAAAGAAUAUGGAAGGCAUAAAGACCACCCGCAUUCACUUAUUGAAGCCGAGGCUGAAAAAUUAAGAACCCUUCUAUCAUCCGCAGUUCAAAGGACUCAUCAACUUAUUGAACAAAUGAAUCAAACUGAACAUAGAUUAGAGGAAGUUGUGAUUGGCAUAGAAGGAAAUGGAAGUGAAAGCGGAACUCUUGAAGCCGCAAGGUCGAGAGUCGAACAUCACUUUGAAGAAUUAAGGAGCAAACUCGAGACACAAGAAGCAACAGCGAGGUCUGUUAUUGACACUCACGCUAGAGAACGGCUGGCGACUUUGAGAGCAUCGCAACAGGACAUUGCGACCUGGCUGGCCCAGGUGAUGUCUGUUGUCGUUCUUUGUGAAAGCUCGCUUGCCCACGACGACGCCCGGCUUGUCUCCUGCGGGCCGCAGCUAAAGAAAGCCAUAGAUUCGAUUGAAAAACAACACGACCAGUUUAAUCAGCUCAGCCCUGAGCAGUUCAACCCAGACAUACCAAUAACAUUUACAAAGGACAAUAGAGUUCAUAUUGGCCCUAAGAUAGAAAUGAGGGUUGUUGCACUGGGCCUGGACGGAGCGGGCAAGUCGAGCAUUUUAUUCAAGCUGAAGCAGAACGAGUUCAUGUCGUAUAGAUCGCCUACGAUCGGUUUCAACGUCGAACCGAUCGAAUACAAGAACCUAAGAUUCAACAUCUGGGACAUCGGAGGCCAGCCUAAACUGAGACCGCUUUGGAAGCACUAUUUCCUAAACACACAAGCAGUAGUGUUUGUCGUUGACUCAAACGACAAGGAAAGGCUUCCCGAGGCCAGUCUCGAACUAGCCAAACUAGUCUCUGAGAAAGAUCUGAAAGAAGCGGCUCUUUUGAUUCUGGCAAACAAACAGGAUUUAAACACUUGUGAAGGCCUUGAAGCAAUAACAGAAGCCCUGGGUGCGAGCAAACUAUGCUGUGGUCAUAGUUGGCAUUUGCAGGCCUGCUCUGCGCAGACCGGUGCUGGUUUGUAUCAAGGGCUUGACUGGCUCUCGAGCCAACUCGUCGCAUCACCCGUCACAAAUUAUAUCAACAGCGAUUCAUCCAUAUGAGUUUUAAAAUUGCGACAUUAUUUUAAAAUGAUACAUUUCUUGUAUAGAUCUAAAUUAGUAGUCUUUUACCUCA
Messenger RNA from Cimex lectularius (bed bug), 1830 nucleotides. Its product is annotated as E3 ubiquitin-protein ligase TRIM23-like. Gene Ontology annotation, biological process: vesicle-mediated transport; intracellular protein transport. Gene Ontology annotation, molecular function: GTPase activity; zinc ion binding; GTP binding. Gene Ontology annotation, cellular component: plasma membrane; cytoplasm; lysosomal membrane. The record is from RefSeq and is a predicted model, not a curated record. The coding region runs from base 99 to 1757 and encodes 552 amino acids. The transcript has 6 exons. Lineage: Eukaryota; Metazoa; Arthropoda; Insecta; Hemiptera; Cimicidae.